Messenger RNA from Ceraceosorus guamensis, 1752 nucleotides. RefSeq lists its product as hypothetical. Lineage: Eukaryota; Fungi; Basidiomycota; Exobasidiomycetes; Ceraceosorales; Ceraceosoraceae. Bases 1 to 1752 code for a protein of 583 amino acids. The transcript is spliced from 4 exons. The record is from RefSeq and is a predicted model, not a curated record.
AUGUCUGAAGUAACCGCCAACGCGGAGCGCCACUUCUCGGCUGCACAAGCCGAAGAGGAUCGCUGCCCAGAUGUCAACAAGAGUGUUGAAGUGUCUCUCUCCACCGGUAGCUCUGCCACCGAUUCGUUCGAUUCCUCCAACGAGGAAUCGUUUUCUUUCGUCAAGAAAGCCGGCGACGCCGAUGCCGCUUCCACGCCGUGGAAAGGCAAAGUUCGCCAGCUCUCUCGUGGCGCACUCGAGGGUCCCACGUCGAUGACGUCCGUCGGGGCGGUUUCCGACAUCUCGAUCUGCGACAUUUCGGUUGCCUCGGCUGACCCCAACGCGGAUCAACUCACUUUGCGCAAUGUGCAACAAGAGUCGGCCCAAAACCUGGCCGCCAUGAUGCAAGGCAUCAAAGCCGUGGCAAACAGCCACAAAGAGGACCACUCCAACCUCCAGCAGCGUGUGGUAAACCUAAACGAGACGGUGAAGAAACAGACGCGCGCAAACAAUGAUCUCGAGCGCAAGUUCGACCGCUUGCAGGGGAAGAUGACGGACGCCGUCUCUUCCACCGUCGCAGAGGCUUUGAAACUUCAUCGCCUCGACGUGAGCGAUCUGGAGACGCGAGUCAGCAGCCUCGACGCCACCACCGCCGCCACCAUCGCCGCCGCUACCACCACCACAGCAGAGGAGGUGAAUCUUCUUCAAGAUCGCCUAAACACCGCAGAGCAGACUGCGGCAGAGGUCCCUGCGCUCCGUGAGCGCAUCGCCGAGCUCGAAGCUGAGCAAGCAGCCACCGAGGCACAGCGCGCUACGGACUCGGCAACUCUGCACGCUGUCGUGGCUCGUCUGGACGCGCUGAGUGGAGAGAACGCUGCGCUUCACGAGCGUGUCAGAGUCAUGGAGAACACCCCGCCGCUCGCCACUGUCGCCGAGGUCGACACGGUCCGCGCUGCCGUCGACGACGGUAUCAGCGCAAUCGGUCAAGCUGUGACCGACGUGGACUCUCGCUGCUCGGCUCUGGAGGUAGCUUCCACGAGCGGCAAGCCCACGCGCGGCUGGAUUUUGCCCGUUGUCUGCCUCUUGGCAGUGGUCGGUCUCUGCGGGGUCCGCGCUUACGCCGACGCGAAGGAGCCGACGUUCUCUAGCUGGCUCAAGGCGCUAGACGAGCUUCCAGAAUACCUCGUUAGGUUCUGGAACGGGCCGACCCCAUUGCCCACCCUCGGACAGCUGGUAAAAAAUGCAGUGCUGGACAUUGUUGGGAAGACGCCAAGCCCCACGCCAGCGGUCACCUUCUCGUCUCUGGCCCACGACAUGGGCUCGACUGCAAAGGCCACGUUGACUCGCCUUGCGCAGCACACGGCCCCCUACCUUCUGGCCGUUCGUGGCUUCCUUCGCCCUCUCGUGGAGAAGACGAUCUCCCACACGCGCGCCCACUUCGUUCACUGUGUGGAGAUCAGUGCGCCACGUCUUCUGGCCGUUCGCGCUUUCCUUGGACCUCUGGUGGAGAAGACGAUCUCUCGCCUAAGCGCUCAAUUCGCCCACUGCGUGGAGAUCAGUGCGCCACGUCUUCUGGCCGUUCGCGAUUUCCUUGGCCCUAUCGCGAAGAAGACGAUCUCUGGCGCGAGCGCCCACUUUGCCCACUGUGUGGAGAUCAGCGCUCCUCUCGUUUCCGCUAUCAUUCGCCCCCUCGUGGAGAACGUCCGCUCGUGGGCAGCACUGGCCAAUGCUCACUGGAUGAGCAUUGGCCUUUGGCUUCAUCGCCACGUCUAA